Hyaloperonospora brassicae is the source of this 1146-nucleotide messenger RNA. The record is from the annotation of a GenBank genome assembly. Lineage: Eukaryota; Oomycota; Peronosporomycetes; Peronosporales; Peronosporaceae.
AUGUAUUUCUACGGCAACCGCUCGCUCGACACGCGCGUGAACGACACGCUCGCAAUGCGGCUGUACGCAGAGGCAGCGGAUCUGGGGGCGCCGAGGGCGCAGUUUCACGUGGGCGUAGCGCUGAGCUACGGCCUGUGGGGCUUUCCGCUGGACGAAGCUGGUGCCAUGACGCGCUACUACUUUGCUGCGUUUGGUGGGGACAUUGUCGUUACCAUGGCACUGGGAUACAAGUACCACAUGGGACUUGGCGCCCUGAAGAAGUGCGAGUUAGCCGUGCGGUACUAUGAAGUGGCAGCUGACGAUGCAGUGGCGAGACGGGAUGAAAACGCCAGUCGUCCCGUCAUAGGCGAUGCAGAUGCUACAUUGAGCUUUGCGACGCUGUACUACUACGGCGCGCGCGGAUCGACGCAGGACUUGGACCGCACAGCACUCCUUUUCAGAAGGCUUACGAUUUGGGAGCCAAACAAUGAGACAGCGUUUGAAUAUCUGCAAGGGGCAGUGAAUGAGGGCAUCGCCGCGGCGCAGAAUGAGCUGGCGCACAUGUAUCUGAUUGGAAAGGGCGUUGAACCGAACGAGGUGCGAGCGGUAGAGCUGUACGAGGCUGCAGCGAAGCAAGGAAGCAUGGAUGUAUUUUACAACUUGGGCGUUCUACACCUGCAAGGUAAGGCGCAACGAGAUUUUGAUUUGCAGCGGAUCAUCCUGAAUAUGAAGUCGCGUACAGCUUCUUCCAGAGUGCAGGCAAGUCGUAUGAAUUGGUGGAUGAGUGUGGAGAUGGGGAACCUGUUCUUCUUGCAAAAUUGCCUUCUUACGUACAAUCGCCACGACUACGAAGCAGCUUUCAUAAGAUACGCUGUGCUGGCACAACAAGGCUACGAGGUCGCUCAGCAUGAUGCUGCGUACCUGUUGGACUAUGACUUCUUGACACCGUCACCGUUGUCGCCCAUGCUGUCGUUGUCGCCCAUGCUGUCGUUGUCGCCCAUGCUGUCGCUGGCAGCGCAGCAGGGCAAUGUGGAUGCAAACUUGAAGAUUGGCGACUUUUUCUAUGAUGGUAAAGGGGGCCAUCCGGUAGACUUUGUUAAGGCUAGUGCGCACUAUUCCCUUGCAGGAAACGGUCGAAUGCAGAAGCGAUGUUCAAUCUUGCGCUAA